Messenger RNA from Trypanosoma cruzi, 3162 nucleotides. Its product is annotated as trans-sialidase, putative. The coding region runs from base 1 to 3162 and encodes 1053 amino acids. NCBI's taxonomy places the organism in Eukaryota, Euglenozoa, Kinetoplastea, Trypanosomatida, Trypanosomatidae. The record is from RefSeq and is a predicted model, not a curated record. Gene Ontology annotation, molecular function: exo-alpha-sialidase activity. The transcript has a single exon.
AUGCUCUCACGUGUUGCUGCAGUCAUGGCACCCCGCACACACAACCGUCGCCGCGUGACCGGAUCCAGCGGGAGGAGGAGGGAAGGAAGAGAGAGUGAGCCGCAGAGGCCCAACAUGUCCCGGCUUUACUUCUAUUCCGCGGUGCUUCUACUUGUUUUGUUGAUGUGCUGCGGCAGUGGAGCUGCAGCCGCUGGGGGCAGUAAAACAAGGAAUACCAUUGAUCCGUUUACAGGGACGACGUCGAUAUCAUUUGCCAAUUGGAAGGAGUUUAACGGGGACGGAAGCAAAAUCACCUCGCUCCGCGUUCCUGGCCUCGUUAAAGUGGGUGAUGAUGUAUUUGUCGUUUCUGAGGCGCAGUGCGGGGAAAAGAACGGAGCCGGCAGCUGUGCUGGGAUUGUGUCAAAGCACCUGAAUAUAAGUGGUUACUCAAUGGAUAUUUCUACGUCGGAUGUAAGUUUGUUUCGCAUGCAACUUGUGGACACCGCCGCGAGUAGUUUUGAGACAACGGAAGUGUUGCGGCCAACGACAGUUGUAAUUGGGAACAGCGUCUACAUGCUGGUGGGGAAAUACAGCCAUACAGAGAAGCAGGUUGAAGGUACGAAUGAGCGGGGUCUUUUACUCGUGAAGGGAACUGUCUCUGAUGAGGGUGGAAUGAAGAAAAUCAGAUGGAAUGAGACACAUGUGGUGAAGCCUCAAGGCAAAGGAGAAUCUCUUUCCUUGACCGAGUUAAUUGGCGGUGGGGGACCGGGUGCUGUGAUGCGUGACGGCUCGCUUGUGUUUCCCAUGCAGGCCAAAAACAAGGAUGGACAGCGCGUUUUGCUCUCUAUGCGUCUCUCCAAGUCAGGGAACAAAUGGGAGCUUCCGCAAAAAACGCCUGGUAACGGCUGCAGGGAUCCAACCCUGGUGAAGUGGGAAAAAUGCGAAUACGGCGAAAGACUCUUCAUGAUGGCUCAUUGUUCUGGAGGCUACUAUGACGUUUACAGUUCCACUGAGGAUGGGUACAAUUGGUACGGACACUUCCAACCAAUUACCCGCGUGUGGGGCAACUCACACAAUCGAAAGGGGUACGGCGUCCAGAGUGGAUCCACGACGGCAAUCAUUGGGGAAAAGGAGGUGAUGCUCAUCACCGCGCCGGUGUAUGCAAAGGAGGACAAUGGAAAGGGUCGGCUCCAUCUUUGGGUGACGGACAAGGCACGUGUGUAUGAUGCUGGACCGGUAUCUCGUAAAGAUGAUGACGCUGCCGCGAGCUCGCUGUUGAUAAAAGAUAAUAAUAAGGAGUUGAUUUCACUGUACGAGAACAAGAAAGACGGAGCAUACAAUCUUGUUGCUGUGCGUCUGACCGAGAAACUGGAGCGGAUAAAGGAAGUUGUGAAGACAUGGAAGGAUUUGGACAGCGCCUUGAAAACAUGCCGUUCCGUUUCCAGCGGCACUGUUGACUUGCCAAGGAAGGGUAUGUGCAAUGGUCGUGUUCCCACUGAUAGGCUUGUUGGCUUUUUGUCCGGUAACUCAACUGGGACCGAGUGGAGGGACGAGUACCUCGGCGUGAACGCAACAGUGACGAAUGGGGAGCCAAGGGUUCGCAAUGGACUGACGUUCAAAGGACCCGGAGCGUGGGCGGAGUGGCCUGUUGGCGACAUGGGGCAGACUGUGCCGUACUACUUUGCGAACACUGAGUUCACUCUUGUGGCGACGGUGUCCAUCCACGAGGUGCCGCAGAGUGGCAGCAGCCCCAUUCCUUUGAUUGGCGUGAGGAUGAAUGACACCGACAGCACGGUCCUCUUUGGUCUGUCGUACACCCAUGACAAGAAGUGGUUGGCCACACCGGAGGAUGCUGGUAAUGUGGAGGAUUUUCUUGAUGAGUGGGAGGAUGUUGAUGAUGCGGGGGAUGUUGAUUUGUGGGAGCCUAACAGGACGUAUCAGGUGGUACUGCGAAUGGAUGAUAAAGAAUGGAGUGUCUUUGUAGAUGGAAAGGAAAUCCACAACACGAAAUAUAAUACGAGUCUGUUUGACUUCCACAGGAUCUCACACUUCUACAUCGGUGGGGACAGUAAGGACCGAAGUGCAACGGGCGGCCACGUGACGGUGACCAACGUCAUGCUGUACAACGAGGAGCUGUUGGAAGGUGAUCUGCAUAAACUCAAUGCCGGCAAAGUCACCAUUCCAUCACUGGGUGUUGAGGAACAACCCACAGGUCAGGUGACCAGCACAGACGUCUCAGUUGCUUCCGAGUCAAAGAGUGAAGAAAGCGCCGCCAGCUAUGAGGAAUUGACUGAGGAUGAUACUGAUGAACAAGAGGAAGGAAUCGUCAAUGGUCCGGUGCCUGCUGCGCCCUCUUCCACGCUUGUCGCGGGAGCCUCUAUUUCUGAAUCCGCCAUAGCAGCGCAGAGCGCAGAGAAUUCUUUUUCAGAGGACAAUGCCCAGCCUUCCGAAGGCGAAACGUCUUGGCAAACCACGCUGAAUGAAGCGAAGGAAUCGAUGCAACGUGAUUCAGAUGUGCAGCCACAAGACCUACAGUCAGAGAAAUUAACGGUGUUCAGUGAUGUUGAAAAAUCCUCUGAAAGUAAUGAUACAGAAGAGCCAGAGGAGGAUGGAGGAACGAAUGACCGGAGUGGCGGAACAACGUCUCCAGUAGCUGCGUCGUUGAGUAUGGAAACGGUCGCUGCAUCAGUGAACGGUGAGCACCAAGUGCAACAAAGCAUUGAGCUUUCCGCUGAAAACGACGACGUGCGGUCCACUGGAACCGGAAAUACCGGCGCGGAGGAAAGCCUCAUCCUCGAGGCGAGGGACGGAAAUUCCGAGAGAACAAUGGGCUCAGACAGCAGCCUCACUCCUUCAAGGAGUGACGCCGAACCGACAUCCGCGGGGAACACCGGCGACGUCUCUCGGACUGAAGGAGACGAGGUCUCUUCUGAAAACGGCGAGGAGGUGCCACAGACGGGCGACACCGCACCGGAGAAUACAAACACCACGCCUGGGGAAACCGCAAUCCCAUCGGAGUCCAACGCAACAACACCCUCGGACACUGAAAUUUUGCUUGAGAAAGAGCAUUUGGGCGAGUUGGCGGGCAUGUACCUAAUUGGUGACAGCACCGUGCAUGGGUGUGUGUCUCGGGUGUUGUUGCUGCUGCUUCUGGGACUGUGGGGCGCUGCGGCUCUCUGCUGA